AUGCCUGUCGCUGCCGUCGUCGAAGAGGCGGCAAAUGGGCCGUUCGCCAUGAUGUGGACUCUCCUCGUCUCGUUUCUCGCCUCUAUUGUCACUCAAUCUGUGGUGCAUGGUCAGACCUCUGGUCUUGCACCCAAACAGUUCUUGACCUUGCCUUUGGGUCAAGUCAAGCCCGCGGGAUGGCUCUUUGAUCAGCUCAUGGUUCAAACCAACGGCCUUGCCGGGCACGAGCAUGAAUUCUACGACUAUGUCUCUCAAAGUGACUGGAUCGGGGGCAAUUCGUACUACUCCAACUUGGAAGAAGGCAACUGGAAGCUACUGAACGCCAUGGUUCCCAACGGUGUGUUGGUUGAAGACGAGACCAUCAUCUCCCAAGUCCAGAACUUCCUCGACUACGUCAUCGACCAUCAGGACGAGACUGGCUGGCUCGGCCCUGAGGUCAACACCACGAAGCCCCGGUAUCUUUGGGGUCGCUACCCAUUCCUGUUCGGAGCGAUCCAGAUGACCGAGGCGUUCCCGGAACAAACGGACCGUAUCGUCGCCGCGAUGCAUAAGUUCGUAUCCCUGUCCAACACCAUGCUUCACAACAACGAAGGCAUCGAGGCAUGGAUGCAGACUCGCUGGGAAGACUUCGUCAUGGCUCUGCAGUGGCUGUACGAUUUCCAUCCUAAUGGCAAUGAGGAUCUUCUCAUCGACACCAUGAAGAUGCUCAAGUACACCGGAGACCCGUGGGAGGAUUACUUCCCCACCGGACCCGUGGAGAACCUCGAAAACCCAUUCCCGGAUUUGACAUGGCACGGCGUAAACAUGGCUGAAGGCCUCAAGGCGCUUCCUUCGACCUACCGCUUUACGCACAACCAGUCUGAUCUCGACGUUGCGAGCAAGGGCUGGGACCUCUUGUUCCAGUACCACGGCAGGCCAUCGGGUAUCUAUGCUGCUGACGAGUUCCUGGCCGGGCUCGAGGCGGUCCGAGGCACCGAACUGUGCUUGGUCGUGGAAACUAUGGGCUCGUAUCUAUACCAAGUUAUCGGAGAUCCGAAGUUUUUGGAUAGGGUGGAACGGAUCACGUACAAUGCGCUUCCGGCAACUUUGACAGGAGAUAUGUGGGCGCGGCAGUACCUCCAGCAACAAAACCAGAUCGCGGCCCAGAACAUCAACCCCUUCCCCGAGGAUGGGCCGUACUCAAACGUCUUCGGUCUCGAGCCCAACUACCCCUGUUGCACGGUCAAUCAUCCUCAAGGCUGGCCUAAAUUCAUCAGCAACUCGUUUGUCACCUCGGCGGAUGGAAACUCCCUUGCGCAAGUUUAUCUCGGUCCGUACAGCGUGAACACGACUCUGGCGAAUGGCAACAAGGUCACCGUGACUGUUGACACGCUCUACCCUUUCAGCGACUCGCUCAAGACGACGAUCACCGCAUCCCGGCCGUUCACGUACAAGGUCCGCAUCCCUUCUUGGGUGUCCGCGGGAACAAUCGCAAUCAACGGCGCGCUCCGAAGCCGUGAAACCGUCCAACGGCCUGCAGUCCGUAAGGUCCCGGCCGGAACUACUCACUUCACGCUGGACCUGCCUGCGGAAAUCACCAUCGAGUCGCGCCCCCACGGGUCUGUCGCCGUGCACCGCGGGCCUCUGCACUACGCGUUCGACAUCGCGCGUUCGAGCAAGGUGCUCAAGCAGAACGCGCAGCAGCCGCUCGCCAAGGACUUCGAGUUCGACUCGACGACGGCGUGGCAGUACGCCAUCGACCCCAACUCGCUCGUCUUCCACGCGGGCACCCCCGCGGGCGGCGCGCUGCCCUCGCCCGUCUUCGAUUCGGGCCUGCCGCCGUUCACGAUCUCGGCCUCGGCGUGCCCCAUCGACUGGGCCGUCGCCGGGAACAAGUUCGCCGCGCCGCCGCCGGAGAGCCCGGUGUCGUGCGCGGGUGCGGUGACGAACAUCACGCUCUGGCCGUUCGGGGCAACGAAGCUGCGCAUCGGCGAGUUCCCCACCUUCACCGCGGCGUGA
Molecule: messenger RNA, 1998 nt
Organism: Epithele typhae
Lineage: Eukaryota; Fungi; Basidiomycota; Agaricomycetes; Polyporales; Epitheliaceae
Exons: 20
Coding region: 1-1998 (665 amino acids)
Biological process (GO): carbohydrate metabolic process
Source: RefSeq, a predicted model, not a curated record